CAUAAUUCACACAAUGUUUGUGACCUACCGAGCCUGAAAUCUCUAUGAACUUUGCAAUUUACUUUGCAGUUGUAUUUUACAGUUCCUUUAUAGCCAUAUCAGUCCAACGGACACAUACAAAAAACUAAAAGAAAAACCAGAAGAGGAAGUACCGAAAAUCUUAAAGAGUCUUGGUUACCCCUUCACCAUUCAUAAAACAUCAUUAUCCAAUGUUGGCUCACCUCACACAUGGCCAGUGCUCCUUGGUGCACUUCACUGGCUUAUGGAACUUGUCAAGUUGGCUCAAAAUGUUAAUGACACCAUAGACGAAUGUCUGUUUCCCAUGAAUGAUGAGGACAAGUUGUAUUUUGAUUACCUUGAGAAAGCGUACGAAGCGUUUAUUAACGGUCAAGACUUAGAUAAUCUGGAUGAGUACACAGAAGCACUAUAUGAAGAACUGAGAAACAAGAAUGCUCCACUUAUUGCUGAAAACGAAGAGCUGAGUCACGAAAACAAGCUACUGGAGGAAGAACUGGCAAGACUUGAAAGUGAACCGUCAAAGCUUGAAGCAUUAGUGGAACAAAAGCGAACACUAGAGCUCGACAAGACUAAAUUCGAGACCUACAUCACUGAUCUCGAGAAGCAUCGUCUCAAACUUGAGGAAAGAAAAAUUCAGAACAAAGAAAAAUUGAAUGAUCUCAAUCUGGAGUACACAGCAACAUCAAGAGAGAAAGAGCAGUUGGAGAAAGUGCUUGCAAAGCAAGAACUUAGUGCGGCUGAUGUGCAACGCAUGAAACAUAAAGCUGACGAGCAAAGGAGAAUUUUAGAAAAACUCGAUGAAAGAAGAGAUACGCUGGAUGAAAACAUAUGGGAGACCGAAAUUAAUCAUGCGCGCAGAUACGAGCAGGUUCUUGCAAAAAUUAAAGAUUACAACGAGAAAGGUCGUAAAUUAAAGUUGAUCCCGAGCUCAGCUGAAAACGCCUGUGGCAAUGAUUACGAGCUGCAGUUGAGCGGUGGUAGAUUGUCUUUGGAUGUUCGAGGUCAUUUAAUGCCCAAAUUGACGCGUUUCAAGCAGCAAAUUACGGAGGAAACGUUUCGCUACGACGCAGACACAUUGAAGCUUAAGGAAAAACUUGACUUGGUGCAGGAGCAAAUAAGCGAAAAGCAAUAUGAUAUACAAUUGUCGAAUGAUAAGACUGCCACCGUGGAAAAAGAAUUGGCCUGGAACAUACAGCAAUACGACGAAGAAUUAAAAAUUUUGUCCGACGGAAUUGAAGAUCAGCGUAAUCUGAUAGAUCGAUUGAGAUUGGAUAAUCAAACAGAAAUGUCGGGAAAACGAAAGAAACUCGAGGAUCCCAAAGAAAGGUAUUUUGAGGAGAAAGUAAUUAUGAGCAUGUUUCAUUUUGACUGUUACGGGAUUUCAUCAUGA
This is a messenger RNA of Xenia sp. Carnegie-2017, 1408 nucleotides long. Its product is annotated as kinetochore protein NDC80 homolog. The transcript has 13 exons. The record is from RefSeq and is a predicted model, not a curated record. Bases 263 to 1408 code for a protein of 381 amino acids. Gene Ontology annotation, cellular component: Ndc80 complex. NCBI's taxonomy places the organism in Eukaryota, Metazoa, Cnidaria, Anthozoa, Malacalcyonacea, Xeniidae. Gene Ontology annotation, biological process: attachment of mitotic spindle microtubules to kinetochore.